Molecule: messenger RNA, 1811 nt
Organism: Cuscuta campestris
Lineage: Eukaryota; Viridiplantae; Streptophyta; Magnoliopsida; Solanales; Convolvulaceae
Source: the annotation of a GenBank genome assembly
CUCGUGGGACUCGAGUUCUCAGGUUGUAACGGUUUGUUAAGCACCCGUAAGCUUAACGGAAGUAGUGUAGCUCGAGAGAGUCUCUCGGGAGACUGGAUUAGCCACACGUUGUGGUGAACCAGUAUAAAUCUUGGUGUGCUCCCUUUACGCNUUUUCCUUCGGGUUGAAGUCUUGGAGUGCGGUAUCUCCGAGCAAGUGUUGUUGAGGCUCGUGGGACUCGAGUUCUCAGGUUGUAACGGUUUGUUAAGCACCCGUAAGCUUAACGGAAGUAGUGUAGCUCGAGAGAGUCUCUCGGGAGACUGGAUUAGCCACACGUUGUGGUGAACCAGUAUAAAUCUUGAGAUAUUAUAAAAAGGGGAAGAACCCGCCAUUGUAAAGCAGGAGACAAUUCAAUACUCAAUAGAAGAAUAUUAUCAAGUGGUUACAUUUUCCUGAUUCAUAUUACGUUCUUGGUCCGCCAUCUGAUCGGGUUAAUCCCAUCAUUGGUGCUUUCAUUGAGAUAAAAACUGUGAGAUUAUGGCCGGACGAAGGACGAGACGUAACACUGCUGCUUCCGCCCAGUCGACGGUGAGGAGUGACAACCCUGAGCAGGGAAUGAUCGUUCCUGUCAAUGGGUUGGAAACGGCAUUGAAUAAUGUGGCUAACAUGAUGGCCAACCUAUGGAACGAUUGGAUAAUGCUCUUCCAGGAGCUCCAUGAUCCGGAGGAGGUUGAAAGGGAGAGGCAAGCCAUUGACAGACGCCGGGCGGAGGAAUUGGCCCGGAAUAACAAGGUGAAUGAAGGCCGGGCUAAAGAUGCAAGCCGGAUCGUCGGCGAUGGAAACGAGAACCCUCGGGGAUCUGUCUUUGAAAGGAUAUCUCGCCAGAAAGCUCACGUUAGUGAGAGGCUGGGGAAGAAUCCGGAAAAGGCACCCCAGGGUUGGAUACGCCCCCAGGCCAGCCCGGUGGCAUCUUCCAAUCGUGAACCCAGGCAGCGAAACGGCCGUGGCGCGAGCCAAGUGCUGGUCUGGUCAGUGAUGGAUUUGGAGGAGGACGAGGUUCAAAGCCAAGCCAGGGUCCCAGCACAACGGCGUCUGGGGCCGCCGGUGCCGGAAGCUGGUGAGUUCCAGGAUCUGAGGCAGCAGAUCCAGGAGAUGCAGAGGAAGAUAAACAAGGGUCGAGUAUUCACUACUCGUACGAAUACUCCCUUAGCCCCGGAGAUCUUUUUGGAACCAUAUCCGCAGGGAUUCAAAAUGCCGUUUGUUAAGCGAUAUGAUGGGGAGUCAGACCCCCAGGAACACAUAAACAGUUAUGUCCAAGUGAUGAUUGCCGUAGACGCUAGUGACGCACUUAUGUGCCGGUGCUUCUUGCAGACAGUUGACAGCAAGGUCGUGGAUUGGGUCAACCAUAUCCCUGCCGGAUCGAUCCGGACAUGGGAUGAAUUGGGACUACGGUUCCUAGAGCAUUUUGCCGGGAACUGCCGUCCCAAAAAGCAUUUCACUCACUUGGCUUCGGUGCGACAGAAGCAAGGAGAAUCCUUGAAGAAUUUCCUUAUCCGAUGGAGGAAAGAGUCCAGGGAGGUUGAAGGAACCGAUGAUUGUUAGAAUAAGUGACCAACGCUAGAGGGGGGGGUGAAUAGCGUUUGAUCGUAGAAAUCGCAGGAAUAAAAAAUUAAGAACGUGAAAAGUAAAGAGCGUAGAAAGCGUAAAGGGAGCACACCAAGAUUUAUACUGGUUCACCACAACGUGUGGCUAAUCCAGUCUCCCGAGAGACUCUCUCGAGCUACACUACUUCCGUUAAGCUUACGGGUGCUUAACAAACUGUUACAACCUGA